Molecule: messenger RNA, 2311 nt
Organism: Pogona vitticeps (central bearded dragon)
Lineage: Eukaryota; Metazoa; Chordata; Lepidosauria; Squamata; Agamidae
Source: RefSeq, a predicted model, not a curated record
AUGGUGUCUGUUUCCGCUUCCGCCUCCCGGUCUCCCUCUUGCCUGCCUGCCUGCCUCCCUGCCUGCCUCCCUUCUUACCGACGGACCGGCCGGCCCUCGUUCCGCUCUAGCCGAGCCCAUGUCGGGGCUCUGUGGCCGCGGCCUCUUCUCUCCCUCCGGCUCUGCGCCCCUCGGCUUCCGGACGCCCACAACUGCAUCCCGGAGCUGGACAGCGAGACGGCCAUGUUCUCCGUCUACGACGGGCACGGAGGGGAAGAAGUGGCUCUGUAUUGCGCCAAGUACCUCCCAGAGAUCAUCAAGGACCAGAAGGCCUACAAGGAAGGCAAAUUGCAGAAGGCCCUAGAGGAUGCCUUUCUGGCCAUUGAUGCCAAGCUGACCACAGAAGAAGUGAUCAAGGAACUCUUCCUGAUGGCUGGGCGCUCUCGAGAAGAUGGGGAGGAAAAAGAAGCGAAGGUGGCAGAUGAAGAUGAUGUGGACCAGGAGGAGGAAGCCUUGCUGCACGAGGAGGCCACCAUGACCAUCGAGGAGUUGCUGACACGCUACGGCCAAAACUGCGUUAAAGGCAAGCUCGGGCCAACUGGCAGGAAGCCGGCGGCGGUGGCGGCAGCAUCCCAGGAGGACCCCCAGGGGCUCAACCUCAAUGGCGAGGCAGGGACUGAGGAGCUCGGGAGGCAUCCGUGGACUGCCCCGAAGGUGGAAGAGGAGGAGGAGGAGGAGGAGGUGGAGGAGGAGGAGGAGAAUGGCAAACCGUGCCCUAAGUCCACUGCCAGUCUCUCCCCUGGCCUGGAUGUGGGUGGGGGAGGAGAUGCAGGGCCCCCCCAGAAGGAGGGGGCGGAAGGAGGAGCCCCUACCCCAGGGGAAGCGGAACCCUCCUGCUCUUCUGCAAGCAAGGCCCAGCGGGCGGCCAAGUCCCGAUUCUUUGACGACAGCGAGGAUGAGUCAGAGGAAGACGCCGAGGAGGAAGAGGAAGAAGAGGAAGACAACGAGGACAGUGAGGAAUGCAGUGAAGAUGAGGAGGGCUACAGCAGCGAGGAAGCCGAAAACGAGGAGGAGGAGGAGGAGGAGGAUGACACAGAAGAGGCAGAGGAAGAGGAGGAGGAGGAGGAAGACAUGAUGCUUCCUGGCAUGGAGGGGAAGGAGAAGCCUGGCUCGGACAGCGGCACAACGGCUGUGGUGGCCCUGAUCCGGGGCAAGCAGCUCUUUGUGGCCAACGCGGGGGACUCUCGCUGCGUGGUGUCUGAGGGCGGCAAGGCCGUGGACAUGUCCUACGACCACAAGCCGGAGGACGAGGUGGAGCUGGCCAGGAUCAAGAACGCGGGCGGGAAAGUCACCAUGGACGGCCGGGUGAAUGGAGGCCUGAACCUCUCCCGAGCGAUCGGCGAUCAUUUCUACAAGCGUAACAAGAACCUACCUCCCGAGGAGCAGAUGAUCUCUGCCCUGCCGGACAUCAAAGUGUUGACCAUUAAUGAGGACCACGAUUUCAUGGUCAUUGCCUGUGAUGGCAUCUGGAACGUCAUGAGCAGCCAAGAGGUGGUGGAUUUUGUGCAGUCCAAGAUCUCUCAGAAGGGGGAAGACGGACAGCUGCGGUCCCUUUCGUCCAUAGCUGAAGAACUCCUGGACCGCUGCUUGGCUCCAGACACCUCUGGGGAUGGAACCGGGUGCGACAACAUGACCUGCAUCCUCAUCUCGUUCAAGCCACGCCCCAGCCAGGGUUCUGCCACCACGGAGGGGGGCAAACGGAAGCUAGAAGAGGCCACAGCGCCUGCAGGGGCCACCCCCACGGAAGAGAGCUGUAGCAAGAAAGCCCGGCAGGACUAGCAGCAGCAGCAGAGGGUGGGCUUGGACACAGCCCCACCUCUCCCUGGACUCUUGUUUUCUAAACAACGCUGAACUCUGGAUGCCUGAUGUAGGCCUUUUUUUUAGCCUUAGGGAGGCCAAGUCUGUCUGUGUCAUUCACAGGGGUGAGAAGAGGCGGGGCACGGGGCGCUGGGGUGGGGGGGGCGACGACUGUUCUUGAAACCAUUCCAAAGAGUGAGCGGUGGGUGGGGAGGGCUAGAGCCCAGGCAUUGUCCUCCCCCAUUCCCCUCCAGCAUCUCCUGUGUGAUGGCUGCCGUCUCUGUGCCCCUGAUGUUUUUCCUUGUCAGGAAGCCGUUGUUCACCAUGGACAGCUCCAAGCUGCGCCCAUAUUUAAGGCCUUCUGUUUUUUAUUUUGGGGGCUGGCUGCUCUCACACGCACCCCCACACAUGUUGGCUACCAGGUCUCUCUCUGUGUUGUUCAAUUUCAACUAAGAAUUUUUUAAACUAAACCCCA